Molecule: messenger RNA, 1028 nt
Organism: Rotaria sp. Silwood2
Lineage: Eukaryota; Metazoa; Rotifera; Eurotatoria; Philodinida; Philodinidae
Source: the annotation of a GenBank genome assembly
GAAGAUGACGUCUGGCAAAUUUGUGUCUACGACAACUUUUGCUCUACUACUCGAGGUCUAUCUACCCCCUGCAAGUUUCAGAAAUUUUCGUUCGGCCGUUUCUUAGAAACGCCGGAAAGGUGGGUCCCCUUAACGCAGUUUUUAGUUUCUGUCAUGGAACAAAUUCAAUUCAACAUUAUUCUAGAGCACGAAACUCUUUAUAAAAUGAGAUAUUACAAAAUAAUAGGUGGAAGGAGAGUCUACUGAGUCCGGUACAUUAUUCUUCCAAGGAAACUCUUUUGAAGAAAAAUAAGUUCAUUGUUUUUUUUUUUAUAUAUAUAUAGGUCGUUAAAGGUAAUCAAAUUCCGAAAACUCCAGAUUGUACAUUAUCAUUUUCGAAUGCAAAACGUAUAUCAUUAGAACAUGGAACAUUAUUAACAUUUUCAAUUGAUAAAGAUUAUCUUCAUACAUUACAAUUACGUGAUACAACUAUUUACUAUAUAAUGUAUGAAGUUGGAAGUAAUAAUGGUUUAUGUCGUUGUAUACGACAAAAUAAUUUACCAUUAAUUAAUAAUCGUCAAUCAUUAUUAUCAUUUAUUGGUGAAAAUAAAAAUUUCAUACGUUUAUAUACAUUAUUAAAUUCUAAUCAUAUUCCACGUAUAUUAAUUGAUAGUAAUCAUUUAAUAUAUUCAUUGAUUUAUAAUCAAGAUAAUACAAAUAUAAAAGAUCCUCAAUGGAAAAAUUUAUUAUCAAUGAAUUAUUUUUCACAAGGUAUAAUACCAUUAAAAAAUAUUGAUCAUACUAAUAAAAAUCAUAUUAUAUUAAAUAUAAUGCAAAUAGAAAAAGGUAUUUUAAUACCACAUAUACUUCGUUAUGAUAUUGAUAAAAUACGUUCAAUAUUAAAUGAUAUUGAAAUAAAUAAAAAUUAUGAUUUAUUUAAAUUAAUCUUAGAUGAACGUAUAGAUGGAUAUAGAAAUUUAUUUCAUGCUUGUGUUCAUAUUGCAAUACCAAUAACAAAUAAAGAAUAUUUAAUAAAUGAUGAACAAAUU